Pogona vitticeps (central bearded dragon) is the source of this 2818-nucleotide messenger RNA. RefSeq names its product hyperpolarization activated cyclic nucleotide gated potassium channel 3 (gene HCN3). Gene Ontology annotation, cellular component: HCN channel complex; axon; dendrite. Gene Ontology annotation, biological process: sodium ion transmembrane transport; potassium ion transmembrane transport; regulation of membrane depolarization. Gene Ontology annotation, molecular function: voltage-gated potassium channel activity. The record is from RefSeq and is a predicted model, not a curated record. NCBI's taxonomy places the organism in Eukaryota, Metazoa, Chordata, Lepidosauria, Squamata, Agamidae.
CGCCAGCUUGGUGCCAUGCUCCAGCCGGCCGUCAACAAGUUCUCGCUCCGCAUGUUCGGCAGCCACAAGGCGGUGGAAAUCGAGCAGCAGCGGGUCAAGUCGGCCGGCUUCUGGAUCAUCCACCCCUACAGCGAUUUCAGGUUUUACUGGGACUUGAUCAUGUUGCUUCUGAUGGUGGGAAACCUGAUCAUCCUCCCAGUAGGCAUCACAUUUUUCAAGGACGAGAACACGCCGCCCUGGAUUGUCUUCAACGUCCUGUCGGACACCUUCUUCCUGGCCGACCUCGUUCUGAAUUUCCGCACGGGCAUCGUGGUGGAAGACAACACGGAGAUCAUCCUGGACCCGCACACCAUCAAAAUGAAGUAUCUCAAGAGCUGGUUUCUGGUGGACUUCAUUUCCUCAAUCCCCGUAGAUUACAUCUUCCUCAUCGUAGACCUGGAGACCCAGAUGGACUCCGAAGUCUACAAAACGGCGCGGGCCUUGCGCAUCGUCCGCUUCACCAAAAUCCUCAGCCUCCUGCGUCUCCUGCGCCUCUCGCGGCUCAUCCGUUAUAUCCACCAGUGGGAAGAGAUUUUCCAUAUGACCUAUGACCUGGCAAGCGCCGUGGUCCGGAUCUUCAACCUGAUCGGGAUGAUGCUGCUACUCUGCCACUGGGACGGCUGUUUGCAGUUCCUGGUGCCCAUGCUGCAGGAUUUCCCUGAAGACUGCUGGGUCUCCAUCAACCAUAUGGUGAACGACUCGUGGGGCAAACAGUACUCGCACGCCUUGUUCAAAGCGAUGAGCCACAUGCUAUGCAUCGGCUACGGCCAGCAGGCUCCGGAGGGCAUGACGGACGUCUGGCUGACCAUGCUGAGCAUGAUCGUGGGCGCCACCUGCUACGCCAUGUUCAUCGGCCACGCCACCGCCCUCAUCCAGUCCCUGGACUCCUCUCGGCGCCAGUACCAGGAGAAGUACAAACAAGUGGAACAGUAUAUGUCUUUCCAUAAACUGCCGGGAGACACGCGUCAACGGAUCCAUGAAUAUUACGAGCAUCGUUACCAGGGCAAGAUGUUUGACGAGGAGAACAUCCUGGGGGAGCUGAGUGAACCCCUCAAAGAGGAAAUCAUCAAUUUCAAUUGCCGCAACCUGGUGGCCAACAUGCCCCUCUUCGCCAACGCCGACCCCAACUUUGUGACGGCCAUGUUGACCAAGCUGCGCUUCGAGGUCUUCCAGCCGGGGGACUUUAUCAUCCGAGAAGGGACAGUGGGGAAGAAAAUGUUCUUCAUUCAACACGGGGUGGUCAGUAUCCUCACCCGCGGAUCGAAGGAGAUGAAGCUCUCGGACGGGUCCUACUUUGGAGAGAUCUGCCUCUUGACCCGUGGCCGGCGCACGGCCAGCGUGCGAGCCGACACCUACUGCCGCCUCUACUCGCUCUCGGUCGACCAUUUUAACGAAGUCUUGGAGGAGUACCCCAUGAUGCGGCGAGCGUUCGAAACCGUGGCCAUGGACCGUCUGGAUCGCAUCGGGAAGAAGAACUCCAUCCUGCUGCGCAAGAGGGCGGAGCACAGCUCCAGCAACCUCAGCAACGAAAUCAUCCAGCAGAUCGUGAAGCACGACCAGGACACGGCCCACAACAUCCAGGAGCUGCCGCUGGUGACGGCCGGCCGGGAGCUGAGCGGCAAGCCCGUUAUCUGGGAGCCCCUGGUCCAUGCCCCCUUGCAGACGGCAGCCGCCACCACGAACGUGGCCAUCGCCUUGACCCACCACCAGAACUUGGCCGCCCACCUUUUCCUGCCCCCUUCCUCCAUCUCCAGCCCUCUCUCUCCGGACGCUGUCCUCGUGUCUCGCCACCCCCGGCGCUCCCAGCCCAGCCUGGCCGGCUCACGCCCUUCCUCGGUCAGCUCCCCGGCUUCCGGAGCCCCGUCGCACUUACAGACGCCGGCAGCCGGUUCCCCGUGGUCCCCCGUGGGCCAGCCGGCCUCGCCACUGGAGAGCGCCGGAGUCCAAAGAGGCUCGGUGGGGCAAGCCAUCCCUCGCCCCGUCCCAAAGGCUGAAACCGGAUCGGGAACCGGCCCGCCACCGCUUUCCAAAUCUCGGGCCACGUCGGUCUCCACGUUACUCCUGCAACAGCCGGGGAGCACCUCGUCGUCGGCUCCCCCGGGGCGAACUCUCCACUACAGCCUCUCUCGGGCGAGCGGCUCCCACAUUUCUCUCUUUCUGCAGCCCCAGCAGCUGGUGAAACACCGCAGCGCCCACGGCCUUUCGGCCCGCGGCCUCACCCAGGACGUCCGGCCGCUUUCCGCCUCCCAGCCGUCGCUCCCCCACCGGCUGACCCAGCAGGCGGACAUGGGCUCUUCGUCCCAUCCGGCCCGGAAGUCGGCCGGCAACCUGACACACCGCUCCACCCCGUCUGUCCCCGGGCUCUUAGCCAAACCGCCCGCGGGCACGGCUGGGCCCCCUUCUUCGCCCCAGCCGGUGCCUUUGGGUUCCAGCCAUUCCAUGAGCGGGGCCAGCACCCCCCAGUCCCCGGCUUCCACCCCUCGACACGCCGCCCCGUCCCGCAAAGGCUCCGUGGCUUUCAGCCCGGAGGUGGACGCCGGGAAACCGAAGCUCACGUCCAACAUGUAAGGUUACGAGAAUGGGAGCCGCAUCUUCUUAUCCCGGGGCCGGAGGAAAGGUCACCUUCCAAAGCGAGCAGGCCCCGCUGGGGGCGUUCACCACCGCAGGGCGAGGGGUUCGUCCCGGGAGAGCACCCAAGGGCGAAAGAGCCACUCUCUCAGAAAGCACACCAAAGGCGUCCAUCAAAGGCCAAGCUGAACCCCACUUUUUCCCCCGAAGG